UAGAUAACGUGUUUUGACAAAAGUUUUAGACUGUGAUAAAAAUGACGAGCCCACAAUUUAAUUAGAAAAUUAAAAAUCUAGUGAUUUACCAAAUAUGACUGUGUGGCGAAAACUCGAAAAUGAGGACUGCUACGCCGUUGCUGUGUAUAACUUCAACUCGUCGAAGCCGUUCCACUUGCCGCUGGCCGUGGGCGAGCUGGUGCACCUGGAGCGGGAGACGGAGCUGUGGUACUGGGGCAGCAGCAUACGCCGCGACGCGAGCGGUGCCUUCCCCAAGGCCUACGUCACCAUCCGCGACUGCAAUGUAUACAGGUGCGGCGAGACGGUGGUCGCCUCGGCGGGCGGGAGCGGCGUGGUGCACGACAUAGCCGUGACGCUGCGGGAAUGGCUCCAACACUGGAAGCUUCUCUACACGACCAACGACGACCGCUUCAAGUUCAUGGAGGUGAGCAUGCGCGCCCUGCUGGAGCUGCGCGCGCAGGCGGCGUCGGGCGCGCUGCCGCUGGACCUGCUGCGCCGCGUGGCGCGCACCGCCGUCUUCACCAUCGACAAGGGCAACCGGGCGCUGGGCAUGGAGCUGGCCGUGCGCGACGUGAACGGCCAGCUGGUGGACCCGCUGGCCACGUCCACCUUCAAGCUCAACGCGCUGCACGACGAAGCCAACGCGAGGAUCGACAAGAAUAUGGAGAGCACGCCCGCGAGCCGGCCGGCCAGCACCGCGGGCGGCGCGCGCUCGUUCGGCGUGCUGGUGAGCGUGAAGAACUUCGUGUGCCGCGCGCGCGCCGCGGCCGAGCUGGCGCUGGCGCUGCACGACGCGGCGGGCGCGCAGCUCACCGAGAGCGUGCGGCUGCGCUGGCCGCCCGCGCGCGGCGCAGACCUGCUGGCCGCGCCCUGCGGCGUGUUCGGCGAUCUGGGCAGUGACAUAAAGAAGGAGAAAAUUUUUUUAGUAUGCCAUGUUGUCCGGAUAGGCCCCAUGGAACCGCAGAAUAUAGAUCACAGGCGCAGCUCGGUGAGCCCGGGCGCGGCGCCGGCGCCCGUCGGCGGCAUGCGCCGGCCCUUCGGCGUGGCGUGCGCCGACGUCACGCAGCACCUGGCCGCCGACCACUCCGACAAGGAGAUCCAGCUGCCCUUCUACCCGUGUGAAAAAGAAAAUAAUAUGGAUUCUCUCCUCAAGAAGGUGAUCGCGAACCGCGAUCUUAAAGACCAAAAACAGGCGCAGGGCCUUUGGGUGUUUCUGCAAAUGGUUGAAGGAGAUUUAAAACAGAUAAGGCAAGAAAACCCGCACAUAGUGGUUGGGAAUACGGCUUUUGCACGCAAGAUGGGUUUCCCCGAGGUGAUAUUGCCGGGCGACGCUCGCAACGACCUCUACGUGACCUUGUGCAGUGGCUCCUUUUCCAAGGGCGGAGGGAAGACCUCCGAGAGGAACAUCGAGCUGGUGGCCAGGGUCGUGGACAAGAACGGACACACUGUGCCGGGUGUGAUCUCCGUGGGCGCCGGCGUGCCGCUCGUGAACGAGUACACGUCCGUGGUGUAUUACCACGACGACAGACCGCGCUGGCAGGAGGUGUUCAAGGUGUGCCUCAACAUCGACGAGUUCAAGGAGGCGCACGUGGUGUUCCUGCUGCGCCACCGCAGCUCCAACGAGGCCAAGGACCGCGCCGAGCGCCACUUCGCGCUGGCCUACCUGCGCCUCAUGCAGCCCGAGGGCACCACCACGCCCGACACGCAGCACAGCCUCGCCGUCUACAAGAUCGACUACAAGCGCGCGGGCGGCGCGGAGGCGGAGGCGGCGGCCGCGUGCCUGGGCCUGCCGUGGCGGCGCGACGAGCUGCCGGCCGGCUGCGACCGCGGCCUCACGCGCGGCCCGCUGGCGCUGCUGCCCCGCGACGCGCUGCUCGUGGCCACGCGCCUGUGCUCCACCAAGCUCACGCAGCGAGAGGAGAUCCUCGGCGUGCUGAAGUGGAGCACGCACCACGCGGAGGACACGCUGCGCGAGGCGCUGCGCCGCCUGCAGCGCGUGCCCAACGACGAGCUCGUCAAGUUCCUGCAGGACAUCCUCGACGCGCUCUUCAGCAUCCUCACGCAGAUCGACGAGGAGGAGGCGCAGUACAGCGAGCGCAGCUACGCGGUGCUGGUGCUGGACUGCCUGCUGCAGGUGAUCGCGCUGGUGGCCGACCACAAGUACCAGCACUUCCAGCCCGUGCUGGCCGUGUACGUGGAGCGCAGCUUCUGCGACGCGCUGGCCUACGAGAAGCUGAUAUCCAUCAUGGUGUGGGCCAUCCGCUCGGCGGAGGCGGGCGAGCUGGCGUCCAAGCGCCUGCUGCAGUGCAUGAAGUGCCUGGAGAGCCUCACGCGCGUGCUCGUGCGCUCGCGCCAGCUGCGCGCCGCGCUCGGCUCGCGCGCCACCGCCGCGCCCGCCGCCGCGCCCGCCGGCGAGCCCGCCGACGAGCCCGCCUACUGCCCGCAGCUGCAGAACCUGCUGGAGGCGCUGGUGUGGCUGAUGCGCUGCGGCGACCACGCGCUCACGUGCCAGGGCUCGGCGCUCAAGUACCUGCCGCACGCCGUGCCGCACAUGAUCCGCAUCUACCCCGACACGCAGCUCUGUGAAUACAUAGUAUUGGCACUUGAAGCCCUACCCUUGGGGCGUCUCUCGAACCAAAGACUUCACGCUCUAUUGGAGUUGGUCCGGGGCCCGCUCGGCGCCUCAGAAGGCCCGCGGGCGAAGCUCCUACCGCACCUCGCCUCCACCCUUAGAGCUCUGCUGCGAGCGCCCGCUGAGCUGGACAACGCCGCGCACAAGUCGCGCUCGGCGGGCAAGGCGGCGCGCCUGCUCGGCGCCGACACGGCCAGCCUGCUCGACCACACGCAGCAGAUGCAGAUCGUGGAGCUGUGCGUGGAGACGCUGGGCGAGGUGGCGGCGCUGCUGGCGCGCGGCGACGUGGGCGCGGUGGCGCGCGACCGCGGCGAGCUGGCGCGCGCGCUGCUGCCCACCGCGCUGCGCAUCGCGGCCGCCACGCUGCAGGAGCGGCGCGACGACGCCGCGAGGGACGACCCGCUGCUGCGUAAACUCAUCUGCGUGCUCCUCGACAUGGUGCGACAGAUGUCCGAAGAGCAGUACGCAGUUGUGAUGCGGUCGUUGGACGCGGAGGGCUCGGGCCGGUCCAACGCGCUGGUGACCGACGCGUUGGCCCUGAUGAUGUCUCUGUUACAGCGGCCCGUGUUCAGGCCGCACUGGGCGGACAUGUUGCACUUGCAACACCACGUUAUGUUACACGCACUUAGGUUGCUGGCCACGAGCGUGCGCGCCAACCUGGACGGCGCGGAGGCGGCGGGCGCGCGCGCGGCGCUGCCGGCGUGGUUCCGCGCGCUGGGCGCCGUGGCCGCGUCGCCCGCCGUGCAGCUGGAGCGGCUGGGCGCGGCGCGGCGGGCCCGCGCGCGCGCGCUGUACGGCGACCUGCGCCGCGCCGCCGCCGCGCUGCUGGCCGACACGUGGUUCGGCCUGGAGCAUCACAAGCGGCACUUCAUCACUCCGCUGGUGGAGCCGUUCCUGGAGGUGAGCUUCCUCUGCGACGAGGAAGUGAGGAACACCACCAUACCGCUCUUCUUCGACAUGAUGCAGACCGAGUUCCAGCACACUUCGGAGACAGGCGAGGGCAACCUACGCUCGUUCGAGAACGAGCUGAUCGACAAGCUGGACGUGCUGGCGGAGGCGGGGCGCGGGGACGCGGCGUGGCGCGCGCGCUUCGUGAGCCUGUGCGGCGCUCUGUGCGCCGCCUCGCCGCCGCUGAGGGAGGCGGGCGCGGAGCUGGUGGCGGCGGCGGCGCGCCAGCUGGACGCGCUGCUGACGUACCGCGCGGCGCCCGUGCAGCAGCGCAUGUACCUCAUCACCAGCGUGCUGCGCUUCUACGAGGAGAUCGCGCGCCCGCACAUGUACAUCCGCUACGUGCACCGGCUGGCCGCCAUGCACCGCGCGGCGGCGCACUGGGCCGAGGCGGGGCUGGCGCUGCAGCUGCACGCCAAGCUGCUGGCGUGGAGCGACGCGCCGCUGCCGCCGCGCCUGCGCCACCCCGCCGCGCCGCACGACCACCGCACGCACCUGCAGCUCAAGGUCAGCCUGUACGAGGAGGUGGCGCGCCUGCUGGACGCGGGGCAGCAGUGGGAGCUGGCCGUGCGCGUGGUGCAGCAGCUGGUGGCGCAGUGCGAGGCGCGCGGCGCCCGCCACGCCGCGCUGGCCGCGCUGCACGAGCAGCUGGCGCGCCUCUACCGCGCGCCGCUGCGAGAGACGCGCCUGCGCCACGCCUACUUCCGCGUGCGCUACCUGGGCCGCGGCUUCCCCGCGCACCUGCGCCACCCCAAGGGCUUCGUGCACCGCGGCGAGGAGUGCGACAUGCUGCACAGCUUCAAGGAGCGCAUGCUGGACGAGUGGCCCGAGGCCGAAGUGCUGCUCAAGCUGGACGAGCCGCCCGACGACAUCGUCCACUCCGACGGACAGUAUCUCCAAAUCAACGCGGUGACGCCCGUGAUGGCGGAAAAGUGGCAGUGGCUGCUGGACACGCCGGUGGAGGACCGCGUCCUGCGCUACUACGAGCACAACAACGUCAGCAAGUUUGAGUACUCCAGGCCCUUCCACAGGCCCGAGGACUCGAUAGUCACCGGCGACUCCAAGGAGGACGUGUCCGGCGCCAACGAGUUCGCGACGCGCUGGCUCGACCGCACCGAGCUGCAGAUCAGCGACCCCUUGCCGGGCAUCCUGCGCUGGUUCCCGGUGACGAGCAGUCGCAGCUACGCCGUGUGCCCGCUGGGCGUGGCGGUGGAGACCAUGGCGCGCACCAACCGCGAGCUCAAGAGCGUGGUGCUGGAGGCGCGCGAGCCCGCCGCGCCGCUACACCCGCUCACGCUCAAGCUGCAAGGCAUCCUGGACUCGGCGGUGCAGGGCGGGCUGGUGAACUACGAGCUGGCGUUCCUGACGCGCGAGUACGCGGCGCGCCACCCCGAGCACGAGGCGCUGCUGCAGCGGCUGCGCGACCACAUCGCCGACCAGGUGCCGCUGCUCAAGAGCGGGCUGGACGUGCUGGCGGCGCGCGCGCAGCAGGCGUCGCUGCUGGCGCACCUGGCGGCGUGCUUCCGCCAGAUGCAGCAGCACGUGCAGCAGCGCUACGGCAAGCGGGCCAGCGAGCCGGAGGAGGCGCCCGAGGUGCAGCUGCGCGCGCCGGCCCGCCGCGCCGCCGACGCGCCCGCCAGCCGCGGCUCCGACGUCUCCGCCGGCAACGAAUCGACGCCGAACAAGUCGAAGUUUGUUAGCUCCAAAAUAAACUCAGCGUUAAGCAACUGGGCGAGAAAUAGCACCAGUGGCACGUUGCCACCGAAAAAACGAGGUAGAAAGAGCGACGUGAGCCUGCAGUCGAGCGCCAGCCAGUGGUACACGUCGACCACCAACGGCAACAGCCCCAACAGCCUCAGCAGCCUCCAGCAGGUUAACAGCCUCAACAGCCUGCACAGCGCCAUCAACAGCAUGGUAACGGGCGUCAACGGCAACGGCUCCCUCGGCGGCGUGAUGGACUCGCCGGCGUCGCCGCUGCGGGAGUUGCGCCAGGAGCUGGUGACGGAGCGGCCGCCGCGCGGGGAGGCGGAGCGGCGCGCGUCGCAGCGCAACAGCCUGGUCCCGUCCGAGCCGCCGUCCAACCGCGACUCGCUGGGCACGACCGACUCCAACCAGGAGGACGAGGAGCCGCCGCCGCUGCCGCAGAAGCAAUCGCACCGCAGCGCGGAGCUGGACGCCGAGAACAACAACGACCCCGCCGCGCCCGCCACGCGCUACAACUACGACCUGGUGGUGUCGCCGCGCAACUCCUACCUCUACCAGUCGCGGCGCCGCAACACUUGCGAGCGCCUGCCGCCCAGCUGCGAGAAGGCGCCCACCCCGCCGCCCAAGAAACGCAACCAGAACAACGCGUGACCUCCCCCUCCCACCCCCUCCUACCCCGGCCCUCACAUCCCACCUAUGAACCCGACUCUGAUGGGCGUUGAUCCCAAGAGGACAAAAACGGACCCCGCUCCAGCAGCAUCCAUGCUCCGGUAGGCCGAUUCUGUAUCACGCGAACCAUCAAUAUGCAGCACACCGAGUUCAAACACUGACAGGUAAUUUGGUGCCAACUGAGAUACAGAAUCGCCCAUCAGUGUUGUGACAUAUCGAAAUAAUUAGUGGUAUUUGCAAUGUGAGCUAGUAUGCGUGGCACAGAUGUUUGUUAUGAGCAAUUUUUGAACCAGCUGUCCGCAACCGAUUGAAGGCAUACACAUUUUUGGGCGACAAUGCGCGGCAGCUAAGUGACAUUACUCUAAAUUCAAUAUGGGUGACCAUUAAAAAACAACAAUAUUGAAAGAUGAUCCGAGGUCCGUUGUCGGUAUUUUUGUUUGCUCAUAAACUGACGUCUAAAAUAGAAAAGUUAGUUUUCGAUUUCUAAAUAAAGUUAGGCUGAGAGCUAUGCUUGGAAUAUAAAUGACGAGAUCCGAAGCUGAAGUUGCAAUGGGCGGGUACCUCGAAGAUGGCCGUGACUAGAGACCUGGCACUCAAAAGUGUUGGUGUACCUUCCACUAGGUGGAAAGACGACAUCAAACGAGUCGCAGGGAGUCGUUAGCCCAAGCGGGAGCAAGGACAAAAUCGUAACGAGUGGAAAUCCCUUCAAAAGACCUGCGCCCAGCAGUGGACGUCCUCUGGUUGUCAUCAUAAAAGAACUUUACACAGAGAAUGGGUUUGGAAAUCGGGUAUAGUUGGCUAGGGGCGUGCAGAUCCCCGGAGCACUAAUUUCUUGGACACAAAUCUUGACAGCAUUCCGAUUGUUAAGCAUUUUAAUAGAGUCUGCUUACGUUGGAUUCAAAACCUGUUGAAGCUUUAAGUCAGUCUUCCGGCAUACACAAGACUGUAUGCAUUGUAUUAUUUUUGAUAUUAUUAAGUUUAUUUCCAGUCUACUUAAUUUUGAAACCUUAGUUAAAUUAUGUUAACUGAUCAGGAUCAAGCUAAUGUUAAAACAAUUAUGUUGGAGCCCAAUACACUUCCGAUCAUAUUGUAAUCACUAAGCAAGCUUUAUACAUUUUACGUAAAUGAUCGGAUUUUUUAUACAAAGGAAGUAUACUUAUAGUAUAAUGUAGUAAGCCACUUGAUACAGGCACUAAUUUAAAGGUUUAAUAAAAAUUAUAACGAUUACGGCCACUGGCUGAGUAGUCACUCAAAUAGGAGUACCUACUCUCCUAACACUUUAACACAUUUAGGCUGGCUAUAAUUAUUGUGUGUAAACGUACACGGUUAAACAAUCACGCUACGUAACUUCAUAUCGCUAUACUUUUUUAAUUUAUCUACCAAUGAUUUUGAAAACGUUAAAAUAACAGUGAAGUUUCAGGGUUGCCUUUUACAAGUGUUCAGGUAGUAGACCUAUAUAUUUCUUAUUUACCACUCAUGUAUUCGACCGUUGGCAGUUGUAACAUUAUUUGUAUGCUGCUUUGCUUAUGUUUGCUGCGCGUCGACCAAAUGGCUUAUUAUAAUCAAAUCAAAGUAUAAAUAAUUCGUAUCCAAAACUUGUAGUGCCAUAAUAACUGUUAUAGUCAGUAAAAAGUUACCACCUUUCUUUUUUAUAUUAAAAUGUAUUCGAAGUAGAUGACUGUAGUUUAAAAGUGUACAAUUUCUUUUAAUUUAAACUCACUCAUGACUGCAGCUUUUGACAAUUGCAUCCAAAUUCUACAGUUGUAUCCUCUUAAGUGGUACAUGCCGUCAUAGAUUUUUUCUUUUACUAUUAUAGAGAGAACCUUAAAACUGAAUCUUUUUACGAUAUAAACAGACUCGUGACGAGACUAGGAGAUCCUAAAAAAAUUCGUAAAUACAUUCCUAAACUGAAACACUUGUUGAAAUUUAAGCGCACCUUAAACUAAUUUUGUUACAUUAAUUUAAACAUGUCUAAAGGUCAGAAUUUUGAUGGUCAAUCUAUGAAAUAGUACCGUUACUGACUGAGUGACUGAUAGUGAACUUACUGUUAGUCAAAGCAAUGUCAAUAAAGACGGAAUAUGUAUAAUUAAGACAUCCUAAUAAAUAAUCCUUUGAAGAAAAGGUAUUUUGAAAACUAACCUUUAACUUUUGAUUUUGGGCAUAAAAGAUGCGCGACUCUCAUAUAAUUAUUUGAGUAAGUUUUAUCAUCAUAUUGAUAUCCCACAGCUGGGCGCAAGCCUCCUCUGACAUCUGAGAGGUUUUGCUAUAUUUAGUCUAUUUACAAUCCCUAUUUUAAAGUUUUCGGUUAAUCAAACCUUGUGUAUAAAAUAGAUUUAAUUGCUUUUGUCUUCAUCAAAGUCAGCAGAAAUAGCGGGCAUCAAUAUGUUUUUCAUGAGUGCUAAAUUUUAACAAGCGUUUUAGUAUUUAGGUAAAUAGUGCCUUAUGUUAGAACAAGCGUUUAGGACAUAAUUUUAAUUAUAAGUAUCAAAGAUAUUGUAAAUUAUUUUCCAAGAGAUAUUUUAUAUUUUAAGGUUUUAUAGAGAUUUGUAAUUUUUUUUAGUUUCUAUUUUAGAUGUAGUUAUAAAAAGUGCUAAUUCUCUACAAGUUUUAAAAUAAAUAAACGUCAAAAUAGAGUCUGCGUUAAAUCUGUAAUUUUUACCAUUACGUGGUCGAAACUCUGCAGACUAAAAAUAAUACUUUUUUUUUUAUGUGAAAUCACUAAAGUUCGUCGACUGCUACAAAACUUACAAAAAAAAUGUUUAUCAAGAAAACAUAAUAGUUACUUAACUUUGGCUUAUUUGGAAACAGAGAUACAUGAUCUGUGAAACUUUCAACUGUCUAACUAUCACGAUUCAUGACAUACAGCCUGGUGACAGACAGACGGACAGCGGAGUCUUAGUACUAGGGUACGGUUAUUUAUACCCAUUGGGUAUGAGACCCCAACAACCCGAGGUUUAUAGGGUCGACCUGCGAAGUGAACCUGUUUUAUAUAUCAUAUGAAUUAGUGGGUAGAAAAAACAUCAAAGAGGUUCGAUGACAGCAACAAAUAAUCGUUAGAAUAUUGUAUUUAUCUAAUUCAUGAAUUUCGAAAAAAGGUAUUUUUAUUCAUAUUGGAAGUGAGAUUUAUAUUUAUUUUCAGUAAAUGAAAUUGCAAUAUCUAGCGAUCCGCCAUGACGGGUGAAACGGCGAAUUCCAAAUUAUGACGUCACGUCUAUAUAAACAUAAUUUGGUACCGCUUGAACUUCCGAAAAUCUCUGCGUAUGGAACAAGGCUUACCGAUGCUCUAAUUUGCCUGUGACGUCACGAGUAGGUACAGCCGCGGCAAUUAUAAUAUUAUUAAUACAAACAAAAACAAAACAGAAAACAAACUUAAUAAAUAUUUUAGAUAUAGUAGAAACUUCCAAAAAUCUUAGGGCAAUUUUUGAAAAUUACAUAUUGCUUUCAAGCUAAACACUUUCAUUCUUAUGUGGUUUGCUUAAAUCGACGUAAGACGAUACGUAUGUCACAAUGAAGCGAUGUUAUCAAUGCGGACACAAAAAGUUAUAAACUCUUGUACCUCACCACCUAUUUAUAUCAUUCAACUUAUCCUUUCACGUUCAUCUUAUUGAUAUACACUCAUGUACAUUGCGUGAAGCUGUGCGCCCACGGGCUACUCCAAAUUGUGCCUGCUCUCAUGAAAUUUUUACUGAUAAUACUCGGAGAGAACUUGCGCCACCCGUGGACGCACAGCUAAAAGCGUUAGCACACAUCCACCGCUGUAACUCCGCCAUUACUUGCAGUUGUAUGACAGGCGAAACGAGUGCUUGAAAACAAAUAGUAUGGUCAAGAACGGCUCGUAUUAAAAUCUAUGCAUAAGUAGUGAAAAAAACCGCAGUAUUUAUUUCGAAAUUUUUAAUUAUUUAAUACAAUUUUAAAUUGUAUGUCCUAAAGUUCUAAAUUUUCUCAGACAUCUGUCCAAUAACGAAACUAUACCUACGAGCCUCGUCAGUACUCCGGAUAGGCAGGAAAGUAAAAGGUCGGCUAGACUGUUAUUCGUGCCCGUACUUUAUCGUCCAGCGCUGGGCCUGGUGACGUCAUACCGCUACAAAAUGGCUGAUCUACACUCAGCAGUUCCGCGGCCGAAGUGUACUAAGCUUUAAACCUCGUCGCUAUAGGUAUUGUCAUAUUAAUGUAUAAAAAACAUGUACUCAUUGUAACACCGAUGUAUAUAAAUUAUUAUAAUAAUAAUUCAAUGUUAUCUUAAUGAACAAGUUAUUAA
Molecule: messenger RNA, 10232 nt
Organism: Pararge aegeria (speckled wood butterfly)
Lineage: Eukaryota; Metazoa; Arthropoda; Insecta; Lepidoptera; Nymphalidae
Gene: mbc
Product: dedicator of cytokinesis protein 1
Exons: 39
Coding region: 95-5956 (1953 amino acids)
Biological process (GO): small GTPase-mediated signal transduction; cell migration
Cellular component (GO): plasma membrane; cytoplasm
Molecular function (GO): guanyl-nucleotide exchange factor activity; small GTPase binding
Source: RefSeq, a predicted model, not a curated record